Molecule: messenger RNA, 753 nt
Organism: Penicillium malachiteum
Lineage: Eukaryota; Fungi; Ascomycota; Eurotiomycetes; Eurotiales; Aspergillaceae
Exons: 2
Coding region: 1-753 (250 amino acids)
Source: RefSeq, a predicted model, not a curated record
AUGUAUCUUAUAGUGGAUGGCCUUGAUGAAUGUCAGAGGGAAGAGCCGGGGUUGUCGCAGCUUCUGGAGCUGGUGGCUGAAACGUCAACCAACAGAAAAGUAAAAUGGCUCCUUUCGAGGACUCACUCGGAAGAUGGGCAGCUUUGCCUCGAAUUAAAUGCUGUCUCUGUAUCUGGGGCAGUCAAUGCCUAUAUCAGUCAUAACAUGUCAGAGCUCAGCGAUCAAUACCGGCAAAAGCUACGAGGGAACAUAAUUUUUUCGUCUCAUAAAUUUGAUGAAUUGAUUCAAAAUAUUGAGCAUGUGCUACAAGAAAAAUCCGAUGGCACUUUCCUGUGGGUGGCUUUGAUGAUCAAAGAGCUCAAGACAUGCGCGCCCAAUAAAGCUCUGGAGAAAGUGAAAAAGGCUCCCAAGGGCUUACACGGUCUUUACACGACAAUUCUGGACAAUCUCAUUCAAUUUGAUGAUGCUAAAGAUUGCGGGAAAGUUCUUUUGAUCAUGAUCAACGCAUACCGGUCUCUUCAUUUAUCUGAAAUAGUGGCGCUGGCGCAGUUGGAUGAAUUGGCUGCCCAUGAAUCCAUUUUGAGACACUGUGAAUUCCUCACUUUCAGGGAGGAUAUUCAUCUUGUUUCCUUCAUCCACCAGUCAGCUAAACACUUCCUUGUUCAAGAUCAAGGGCCAGCAGUUAUAAUAUUUUUCCAAGAGGGCACAGGGAAGGACAUAAGAUCAUUGUGUCAGCAUCUCUUACAGUCAUGA